CUGUCAAGUGUAUUUUAAUUCGACCUAUGGCAGCCUCAUUCGACUUCUCGUCUGUCAUUUAUCAUUAAUUUGUUCAUUGUGUAGUGAAAUGUUUUUAGCAUAGAUAACGCUUUUAGGGUGGAACCGUAGCUAAAUUAUAAACGUCAAUUGAUUUCAUACAAAAAUAUUGAAUCAAAUAAAAUAUUAGUAUACAUUUCAGUAAAAUGUCGCGAAGUAAUGCAGUUCAAGGCAGUGGAUCAUCCUUGCAGACGUACAAAUUAGUGAUUGUGGGAGGUGGUGGGGUGGGAAAAUCUGCGUUAACAAUACAAUUCAUUCAGAGUUACUUUGUUACCGACUAUGAUCCUACAAUUGAAGACUCUUAUACCAAACAAUGUGUCAUCGACGACGUCCCAGCAAAAUUAGACAUCUUAGAUACUGCCGGCCAAGAAGAAUUCAGUGCCAUGCGUGAACAGUACAUGCGUUCUGGAGAGGGUUUCCUGCUUGUCUUCGCCCUUAACGAUCAUUCCAGCUUUGAUGAGAUACCAAAAUUCCAAAAGCAAAUACUCCGUGUAAAGGAUCGCGAUGAAUUUCCAAUGUUAAUGGUUGGCAACAAAUGUGAUUUGGAGCAACAGCGUCAAGUAUCGUUGGAUGAGGCGCAAACUAUAAGCCGAAAUCUCAUGAUACCAUACAUUGAGUGUAGCGCAAAGUUGCGCGUUAAUGUCGAUCAAGCAUUUCAUGAGCUUGUGCGUAUUGUGAGAAAAUUCCAAUUAGCUGAACGCCCGUUUUUGGAGGAGAGCUACAAAAGGAAAAGCAAACGGAAAUGUUGCGUCUUGUAAUAACGUAUUAAGCAAAAAUAACGCAAAAAAAACUUCGAAGAAUUAGUGUGUUGCCAUGGAUUUCGAAAAUGAAACAUUUUAAAUUUUCAUAUGGAAAUUGAUUAGAACAAAAGCUGCCAGUGAACCAAACUACUUAAAUAUAUAUACAUAUUAUAUAUAUAUAUAUCUAUAUUUAUGUGUAUGCAUAUAUGUAUGUAUAUAUAUUUAUAUAUUCCAAAAUAACAAAAGGAGUACGAAUUUUUACGUCAAUUGGUUGCAUAUACGCAACAUAUGCGACUCAUAGGAACUCCAAACAAAGCCACAUGUGCAAUAUACAAAAAAUGCUUUUGAGAAAUGCAUUUCAAAGCACCAAAAAUCAGGCUGUACAUGUAAUUCACUUGAGUUCAUAAAAUUACGAUGAAACACUUAACAUCAAUUGUACAAAUACGAAAUUCUAAUGAAAGCCACCAGAGUCCACAAUAUAUAUACAUACAGACCAGCAUAUGCUAUUGUUCUUCCUCGCUAAAUCAACGAAAAUGUCGAAUACCGCCAAAAAUAUUUAAAUUUGUUUGUAUUAAUCAAAAUAAUAAGUCAUUCAAUAACUUGUUAACCAAAUUUAUGCUGAAUGCAAAA
Anastrepha ludens (Mexican fruit fly) is the source of this 1427-nucleotide messenger RNA. It is a transcript of the gene Ras64B, whose product is annotated as ras-like protein 2. Gene Ontology annotation, molecular function: GTP binding; GTPase activity; GDP binding. The record is from RefSeq and is a predicted model, not a curated record. The transcript is spliced from 3 exons. Gene Ontology annotation, cellular component: plasma membrane. Lineage: Eukaryota; Metazoa; Arthropoda; Insecta; Diptera; Tephritidae. Bases 204 to 815 code for a protein of 203 amino acids. Gene Ontology annotation, biological process: signal transduction.